GGUUUGUUCAUCGUGACCUGUGCAAGUCGGCAAUGGCCUGACAGCUUCGCAGUCAUAGGGCCAAGUGCGCCAUGGAUGACGCAGAUGCCGAUGCAGCCCUACAAAAGUUCUUCGAGGAGGAUGCUUUGCUGGAGGCCCUCCAAGAUGCUCCGGACAUGGAAGCACAAGCCGAAGUCUUCAAGGUGCCGAAACCUUCACGCCCAGCCUCCACCGCGGCUGCCGUGCCGGACGUGGUGCCGGACGUGGUGCCGCCCGCGCCGGUCGCGGGGGAGCUGCGGCGGCACCGGCGUGAGGAGCGGGGAACGCUGGAGAUCGAGAAGCCCACCAGUGGGGCUCGCGCGAGCCGGCCCGAGCGUCGGAAGAGUGGACGCUCCUGGACCGGCACACUCCUGGUGAUUUGCAUCAGCCUGGUGAUUUGGCUCAUCAUCCUUUGGCUUUGGAGCCCCAGUGAGUUAUGGCCGGAAGCCACCAACAAGGACGCCCGUCCGAAAGCACCAGCACCUGCAGCUGCGGCCAUCCGCCUUCCCUCUGCCAAUGCCACGGACGCUGAAGCGGCGCCGGGCGCUCGCGGCGGCAGCGUGGAGGUGGCCUGGACCAGCGCGGACGUCUCGGGCAACGCCACCAGCGCGGACGUGUCGGCCAACCGGACGGAGGUCACGGAUGGAGGCAUGGCUCGUCGAAUACGAAAAGGACGACGAGAUAGGACAGGAAUAGGUCAUUAGAAAAA
Messenger RNA from Durusdinium trenchii, 727 nucleotides. NCBI's taxonomy places the organism in Eukaryota, Dinophyceae, Suessiales, Symbiodiniaceae. The record is from the annotation of a GenBank genome assembly.